AUGGGCCUUUUGACAAUCAUAAAGAAGCAGAAACUGAAGGACAAGGAGUGUAGAUGUCUCAUUUUGGGCUUGGACAACUCCGGAAAGUCAACGGUAGUGGAUUGGGUCUUGAGUUUCUACACGAACCGGCCACGCCGAGAGAUUACGCCCACGGUGGGAUUUCAGAUCCACACAGUUACGUUUGAAAACCACAAUGUUCAGCUGUGGGAUAUUGGAGGGCAGUCUACGCUGCGUCCUUAUUGGGACAACUACUUUGAGAAAACAGACGUGCUGGUAUGGGUGAUGGACGUUGCUGUAGCUAGCAGGCUGGAGGAAUCGGUGCAGGAGCUGCGAACGAUUUUGCAGAAUCGAGACCGGCUGGGGUACAAUUGUCGGAUCAUCGUUCUGCUGAAUAAGAAAGACCUGGUGGCAGAUUUGGACUUGGUGCUGGAUAAGUUGGAAAAAGAUCUGGCCGUGGUUUUGAAACUGGAAAACGUCCCGAUCGAAACCAGAACGACCAAUGCGCUCAAUGGCGACGGUCUGGAGACGCUGAUGGAAUUGAUCGUGCGUGGUUGUGCAGGGGUGUGA
Molecule: messenger RNA, 567 nt
Organism: Lachancea meyersii CBS 8951
Lineage: Eukaryota; Fungi; Ascomycota; Saccharomycetes; Saccharomycetales; Saccharomycetaceae
Source: the annotation of a GenBank genome assembly